This is a messenger RNA of Jatropha curcas, 1420 nucleotides long. Lineage: Eukaryota; Viridiplantae; Streptophyta; Magnoliopsida; Malpighiales; Euphorbiaceae. The record is from RefSeq and is a predicted model, not a curated record.
AAUAUUAAUGCAUGUUGGAAAUGGAAAAGUAAUUCCUGGUAUGAAUGUUUAUGGUGGGCCAGGUUUGACUCCAAGUAAAUUGUAUCCUCUAAUUAAUUCUGGUGGUGAAGGUACUGGAGAUGGUUACUCUAGUUCAUUAUGUUUAGAAGGUUCUUUAGAUCCUAAAUUUGUUAAGGGCAAAAUAGUGGUAUGUGACAGAGGAAUAAAUUCAAGAGCAGCUAAAGGUGAUGUUGUUAAGAAAGCAGGAGGUGUAACAGUGAUUUUAGCUAAUGGGGUUUUUGAUGGUGAAGGUUUAGUUGCAGAUUGUCAUGUACUGCCUGCUACUGCUGUUGGAGCUUCUGGUGGUGAUGAAAUUAGAAGGUAUAUUUCUGUUUCUUCUAAAUCAAACACACCACCUGCUGCUACUAUUGUUUUUAAAGGUACUAGACUUGGCAUUAGGCCUGCACCUGUUGUUGCUUCAUUUUAUGCAAGAGGUCCUAAUCCUGAAUCCCCUGAAAUUUUAAAACCUGAUGUUAUUGCUCCUGGUUUGAAUAUUCUUGCUGCUUGGCCUGAUAAAGUUGGACCCUCUAGCGUUCCAACUGAUAACCGAAGAACUGAAUUCAACAUUCUUUCUGGAACUUCAAUGGCCUGUCCUCAUGUUUCUGGUUGCAAGGCUGCACACCCAGAUUGGAGUCCAGCUGCUAUAAGGUCAGCCUUAAUGACCACUGCUUAUACAGUCGAUAAUCGCGGGGAAACAAUGCUUGACGAGUCUAAUGGAAAUACUUCAACUGUGAUGGAUUUUAGUUCUGGUCAUGUUCAUCCACAAAAGGCCAUGGAUCCUGGCUUAGUUUACGAUGCAUCAACACUUGAUUAUGUUGAUUUUCUCUGCAACUCAAAUUAUACUAUUAACAACAUUCAAGUUGAAAGAAGGAAAGCAGAUUGCAAUGGAGCAAAAAGAGCAGGUCAUUCAGGAAACUUGAAUUACCCAUCAAUAUCUGCUGUAUUUCAACAGUAUGGGAAGCAUAAAAUGUCUACACAUUUCAUUAGAACAGUAACUAAUGUUGGGGAUCCAAAUUCUGUAUAUAAAGUUACAAUCAAGCCACCAGGUGGGGUUAAUGUCACAGUAGAGCCAGAAAAGCUUGUAUUUAGAAGAGUUGGGCAAAACUUGAGCUUUCUUGUUAGAGUAGCAAGUAGGGCAGUGAAAUUAUCACCUGGAGGGUCAAGCAUAAGAAGUGGCUUAAUAGUUUGGUCAGAUGGGAAGCAUACAGUGACCAGCCCUCUAGCUGUUACAAUGCAGCAACCUCUUUAGGAAUUUCGCUUUAUAUUUGGGUAUUCUGUAGGUUUAUAUAUAAAUAUUUACAUAUGUCAUAUCUUUAUGUACAAAGAGAAAUGUAUGAGGAGGGUUUAAGGUUUUCUAUAUCAGAAAGUAAGAGUUUGGCAA